Molecule: messenger RNA, 979 nt
Organism: Chanos chanos (milkfish)
Lineage: Eukaryota; Metazoa; Chordata; Actinopteri; Gonorynchiformes; Chanidae
Gene: eef1db
Product: eukaryotic translation elongation factor 1 delta b (guanine nucleotide exchange protein)
Exons: 8
Coding region: 62-889 (275 amino acids)
Biological process (GO): translational elongation
Cellular component (GO): eukaryotic translation elongation factor 1 complex; cytosol
Molecular function (GO): translation elongation factor activity; guanyl-nucleotide exchange factor activity
Source: RefSeq, a predicted model, not a curated record
UGCGGCGUUAGGCUUACACGCACACUCUUGGUCCCAGAAAUCACCCAAAAACACAGAGAACAUGACUGGAGUAGAUUAUUUGGCUCAGGAGAAGAUCUGGUUUGAUAAGUCGCGCUACGAUGAGGCCGAGAGGCGGUUCUAUGAGAGGAUGAAUGGUCCCACCUCAGCUCCAACAUUUACCACACAGGACUCAGGAGCCAACAGUAUUCUGCAGGAUAUUGCCAGAGCGCGGGAAAAUAUCCAGAAAUCUCUUGCAGGAACUGCAGUACCCAGUUCUGUGGAUACUGGAGAACUUAUAACGCGCAUGAAGAACCUGGAGGUGGAGAAUCAGAAUCUACACAAAGUGGUGGAGGAGUUACGCACUGCACUGUCAAAGUUAGAGGGUAGAGUGGCUGUUCUAGAGAAGAGACCAGCAGCAGUAGUCAACGCAGCACCUACCGCCCCUCAGAAAACCCCAGUUGUGACAACAGAUAACGGAAAUGAAGAGACUGAUGAUGAUGAUGACGACGAUGACCUGGACCUUUUUGGCAGUGAUGAUGAGGAAGAUGAGGACGCUAAGAGACUCAAAGAGCAGAGGGUCAAGGAGUAUGCCGAGAGGAAGGCGAAGAAACCCGCCCUCAUCGCCAAAUCCUCAAUCUUACUGGACGUCAAGCCUUGGGACGAUGAGACUGACAUGAGCAAGUUAGAAGAGUGUGUUCGAUCAGUCCAAGCAGAUGGCUUAGUAUGGGGCUCAUCUAAACUGGUUCCUGUUGGUUACGGGAUCAAGAAGCUGCAGAUUCAGUGCGUGGUCGAGGACGACAAGGUGGGAACGGACAUGUUGGAAGAGGAGAUCACGAAGUUUGAAGACUACGUUCAGAGCGUGGACGUAGCAGCUUUUAACAAGAUUUAACAGACAGAAACACACACACUCUAAUACACAAUAACACUCCCCGUUUUUGCUGCUGAUCAUGUAAUGGUUAACAAUAAAGAGUUUCAGAGC